Messenger RNA from Caenorhabditis briggsae, 333 nucleotides. Bases 1 to 333 code for a protein of 110 amino acids. The record is from RefSeq and is a predicted model, not a curated record. The transcript is spliced from 3 exons. Lineage: Eukaryota; Metazoa; Nematoda; Chromadorea; Rhabditida; Rhabditidae.
AUGUCGGAUCUUCUCGGCAAAAUGAAAACUCGUCUUGUCGAGUUUUUGGAUUCAACAAAUAGAAAUUUGGAUGUGAAGGAUUUGCUGGUAAUACUAUCCAUUCUGAACGAAAAUGGAGUGAAGGUCAUCAAACAUGAAGGAUUAACUUCUUCGGGACAAGAGAAGCUACGCAAGCUAUUCACCGAAGGGCUUGUUUCCGACAUCUUCCAUGCUUUCUUUUCUGCUUGGAUGAAGACACCAAUGGCAAGAAUCAUGCUCCAGACAAAAAUUGAGUUUUUCUUUAUAUUCCUCAUCAUUUGUCAUCAUAUUCCUUAUCAUUUAUUAUAUUCGUAA